AUGCAGUCACCACACGUACAGAUCGAUGCCGCCAUCGGUGGAAACGUGAAAGUACCGAGCAUUCUCGACCCGGUAAGCUAUACCGAAAGCCGCAAGGAUGAGGUGUGCCAGAUGCUUCGCAACAUGACCAACACAACGCACCAGCGCAAGCUGAUGCACCAAUCGCUACCUACCCACAUGCGACGCCGUGCCAUGUCGUACGAGGUGCGCCGUUUGCCCCGACGCUUCCGCACAGUGCACGCGGCACAGUUCAGCAAGAGCGGUGUAUCGGAGAAGAAAAAACGUCCAUCACGAAAGUAUCGCCGCAAGCCGAACAAUCUGCUGAAGGAGUACGAACGACGGAAACGAGCGUUUGUGUGGCUAGAAACACACGUAUGGCAUGCCAAGCGGUUCCACAUGACGUCACGAUGGGGGUACAAGAUUCCACUUACACCGUGCAACAAGAGCUACCGUUCGAGCUAUCGUGCCACCUCGAAACACUGUCUUCUGUACGAUUUGUCGUACGAAGGAUGUGUGGAAGUGUGUGGUGAGGAAGGCUUGCUGAAGGAAGGUUUCCGGAGGUUGUGUAGUGAGCGGGUGGGACUCACCAUGGCGGCCAAAGCUUACACGGGUGGACAACGGGCGGGUUACGCUUGGCUGUACGAAGAUGGUGCCUAUCCGUACAAUUGUCUCGGUAAGGUACGGUUCGUAUGGCGGCCAAGUGUUCAAGAAGACGGUGAAGAACGUCGCACAGUGUGGAUGUUUGCUCAUCCAACGUUUUACCGACAGCUGGUGGAACAGUUGGUAAAGGUGUUCGAGUUGAAAAAUGCACUCCGCAAGACAAACGACACGAUUGAAGACAUUACCAGAAAUCCAGCCGAUAUUCGAUGUCCACGCUACAGAUCCAAAUCGUCCGGUGUUGAGCUGGUGGAGCUAAAGGACACUCUCAAUCGCUUCCAUCUUACGGGACCACUUUCACAUGCAACCAUCGUUAACACGUUUCGUCUAUUUAAUCCACCAACACACGUGACCCAACCAUCCAAUCGGACGUGGUUUAACGAUUUUAUGGAAAACACUCCAAAGUACAAAAAAAUCCUCACACAACAAUCGACCUACUGGACGGAUGUUAAGGACCUAACCUCACCUGGUGAACUAAGUCCCGGUGAAGUGAUUGCACUCCUCGUUCAGGAUCCAAGGUUAAAUCGCCCAAACAGACGCACCAAAGCACUUCCCGAUGCUCCGGCCCCCCGUUACAACUUCACCCACGGCAUUCCGCCGGAAGUGGUGCAACAACCCCGUGCAAUCCGGAACUUCUCCCCGGUGUGGGACGAAACGAUCCGGAAGCGUAUAAGCGAGCAGAUGAAAACGACCCACGAACUAAACCAACUUCGUAGCAGCGAAACGCUCGUUCCGGGUGAGCUUUGCGUAGCGGAAACACACCUUCAACCACUGCCGAUCCUUUUACUUCAAACACCCGGCUCACAGGAUGCCGACUAUAAGCGACUCGGGUACGGAUCGGGGUGGGAUAUAAUUUUACCCGCUGGGUACGGACUAGCCGUUUGGCAUUCGUUUGUAAUGUGGGGUGCCAAGGCGGUUGGCCAGCAGGAGCAGGACAUGAUCGCACUUGAGUCCGGCUGCGAUCGUUCCGGUGUGCCGGAUUCGCAGCUCGGCCGUUAUGAAGCGGUACGCAAACAUAAGGACGCUUGGAGCCGAUAUUUUAAAAAGCCAAAUAACAAACGGGUCAACUAUACGAAACUUGCUAUCGCAUCACCAUUCCGCUGCCCUUGGACACAGCUUGUCCGGGAGUGGACACCGGAAGGCACCGAACGGCCUUAUUUCGUGCUGCGCGAUCAGGAAGCGCUAGCAAAGUUAAAGCUCGCUUUGGAUCGUAAAUUUAAUAUCCACUCGAUCGGUCUUCCACCGGAUGCGCUCGUUCCGGUGCUGCUGACACUGAAAACGCGCGGAAAUCCGGGUGAUAAUGCAAUCAUCUGUUUGCCGAAUCGUACCGAUUUUCGGACGAACAAACAAAACCGUCUCGCAUCCAUCUACAGUCCAGUGUACGUGGAACCACUUCGGAAAGAUCCGCACGGCACCGAACGGCACGUCUUACGUGCGCAACAUCUCCGAACGCUGAAACGUUUGCGAAACCGCCGAAUAAGGGAAAAGAAACGUUUGCAGCGGGCUAAUCCUGGCACGCUGGUACGCAUCCCGAAGGCAAACAAUCGAGCGUUGGUCGAGGAACAGUUGAAACGUAUGGCGGAAUUAUGGCUGCCAGCAACACCGGCCACCGUACGCAACCAGUGCAGCCGGGAAUGUUUCGGGUAUGUGACACAGGGUGGAUUUAGUUUGUCCGAAGGGACCGUUAACGGAAUCGGAUAUGUAACGGCGAAGGGUUUGGUGAAGUUGUUUAAAAUCUGCACCAAGGGUACGGUCAAGGUGUUGGUACGGGGAACGCGCACAAGGGGUUAUCGGUUUGCCACGAUUCGUGUCGCAUGUUGA
Molecule: messenger RNA, 2478 nt
Organism: Anopheles maculipalpis
Lineage: Eukaryota; Metazoa; Arthropoda; Insecta; Diptera; Culicidae
Gene: Pop1
Product: ribonucleases P/MRP protein subunit POP1
Exons: 1
Coding region: 1-2478 (825 amino acids)
Biological process (GO): tRNA 5'-leader removal
Cellular component (GO): nucleolar ribonuclease P complex; ribonuclease MRP complex
Source: RefSeq, a predicted model, not a curated record